This is a messenger RNA of Symbiodinium pilosum, 887 nucleotides long. The record is from the annotation of a GenBank genome assembly. Lineage: Eukaryota; Dinophyceae; Suessiales; Symbiodiniaceae.
GCUUGGAUGGUCAUGACUUGACCCUCUCAGUGUCAGCUUCAGCCACCGGUUGGGAGCUCCGGAAUCUUGUUUGCGAUCGUCUUCCGAUUCGAGCUGGGGCGGCUAUCUCCUUGUUCAAGGGCUCCGAAGCGCUGUUGUUGGACAAAUCACUUAGGGAGCAGGGCUUGGACACCGGGAGCUUGUCUUACGUCUAUAAUCGCGUGAAGCUGGUGGAUGUCUGCCCAUACAUGGGGAAUAGCGUUACCUGGUUGCAGGGCUCAGACCUAUGGGAGGAUGGGCUGAUUUAUGACGAGCGCUGCAGCUGGUCUCUAGUGAAAGACGAGUUUGUUCUGGAGGGCUUGAGUGCUGUGACUUUGCCAAACAGCCUGCAGAGCCUUAGCUUUGGCAGCCAUUUCAACCAAAACUUGGAGGCCGUGACUUUGCCGAACAACCUGCAGAGUAUGACAUUUGGCUCGGACUUUAAUCACAGUCUCGAGACGGUGACUUUGCCAAGCAGCCUGCAAUAUCUGAGUUUUGGCGAUGCCUUCAAUCAGUGUGUUGGGACUUUGCCAAGUGGCCUGCAAAGCUUGACAUUUGGAUACUUGUUUGCCCAAUGUCUGGAGGAUUUGGCUUGGCCCAGCAAACUUCAAAGUCUGACUCUUGGCUCCUCCUUCAAUGAAAGCAUAGAUGCCGUGACUCUGCCUAGCAGCCUACGGAGCCUUACUUUCGGCUCUGCUUUCAAUCAAAAACUACAGGCAUCCACUUUGCCCAGUGGCCUGCAAAACUUGACCUUCGGCGCAGGCUUCAAUCAAAGCCUGUUCGGCGUGGCCUUACCAGAGAACCUUAAGAGCCUCACCUUCGGCUAUCGUUUCAACCAAAGUCUCUGUACUGUCCUUAGGAAAUAUUAA